This is a messenger RNA of Conger conger (European conger), 11212 nucleotides long. RefSeq names its product REV3 like, DNA directed polymerase zeta catalytic subunit (gene rev3l). The transcript has 32 exons. Gene Ontology annotation, molecular function: nucleotide binding; DNA-directed DNA polymerase activity; DNA binding. Gene Ontology annotation, biological process: error-prone translesion synthesis; double-strand break repair via homologous recombination. The record is from RefSeq and is a predicted model, not a curated record. Gene Ontology annotation, cellular component: zeta DNA polymerase complex; nucleus. The coding region runs from base 692 to 10072 and encodes 3126 amino acids. Lineage: Eukaryota; Metazoa; Chordata; Actinopteri; Anguilliformes; Congridae.
GAUCAUAUUACAGAGAAGGGGGAACAUGCCCGUAGUGGCACAUUGAAAGCACACAACCAAAGGCAGAAGGGCUGCCACAUUGGAUUUUAAACCCUAAUGGUUUUUCUUUCGCGCUAGCUUGCUAGCUGUGCUUUCUUUUGAGUGAAAUAUUGCUAGAAAGAUUCCAAAAGGAUAAUCAAACAAUAAAAAAAAUGUUUCCGAGAGGAUCUGCGGUAACACCCGGACACAGCGAGAGUGAAAAGAAAGUGAUUUCCGAUUAUCUGAAGACCGAAUCCUCGAUGUUAAAACUAUAGGAGCGCCUGGUGGAAACACGUUAUUGUCCCCGUUAUCUAUAGCUAAGACUGGUUGCAGUUUUGAUGCCGAAAAGUCGGGUAACAUCGGUCCAGGAGCAACAUAGCGGUAGUGGCAAAGGAACCACCAUUACGGUAUGAUUUCAACAGCUGCAGCUCGGAUUACUCCUACUUCUUAGCUAGAAAUCAUGUUUGUCUCAAUAGGAGCAACUCCGCGUGCCCCCUCUGUGAAAAUAUCAAGGAUUUGGUUUGCAAUUAUUAGUUGUACUUAAAAAGCUUGUAAUUAUACAUUGAACCCAACUGGCCAGCACUGUCAUCGGGACAAAGAAAUCUCGUUUUUUCCUGGAUGUUGCCCCAGUUUAUACUCUACGUGCUCGUAGUUUUUAAUCUCCACUACAAUCAUGUUUGCAGUCCGCAUCGUUACCGCAGACUACUACAUGGCAAGUCCGAUCAAAGACCUGGACGUUUGUUAUUCUGAAUUCAGAGAGAGUGAUGUGAAGAGGGUGCCAGUGGUUCGGAUCUUCGGGGCAACACCGGCAGGCCAGAAGACGUGCCUCCACCUCCAUGGUAUUUUCCCUUACAUCUACGUCCCCUACGAUGGCUACGGACAGGAGCCCGACCGCUACCUCCGCCAGGUGGCCUACAGCAUCGACCGUGCCCUCAACGUGUCCAUGGGGAACCCCUCGUCCAGUGCGCAACAUGUCUUCAAGGUUGCGUUGGUGUCCGGGAUGCCUUUCUACGGAUACCAUGCAAAGGAGAAGCAGUUCAUGAAAAUCUAUCUCCACAAUCCUCAGAUGGUUAAAAGGGUGUGUGAGCUGUUACAAGGCGGCGCGGUCAUGAACAAGAGCUACCAGCCCCACGAGUCCCAUGUUCCCUACCUGCUGCAGCUCUUCAUCGACUACAACCUCUAUGGCAUGAACCUGGUCAACCUGGGGGCGGUCAAGUUCCGCAAGAGCCGGCGGAAAGAGGAGUCCUCGGGCCAGGGCAGAUCGGAGCCGGGCGGCAGGAGCACCAGCCGGCUGGGGAAGAGCCCCUGUGCUUCCAGACUGGGUGACACAUCGCUGGGGGGAGACUCCACGCUGGGGGGGACCUUCGUGCGCUGGGAGGAGGAUGCCAUCCCCUGCUCACUGGUCCUGGAGGAAGUGGAAAAGCAGAGCACCUGUGAGCUGGAAGCAGACGCUGUGGCUGCAGACAUCCUCAACCGUCUGGAGAUAGAGAAUCAGAUUGGGAGGAACCCGGGCUUGCAGGCCAUCUGGGAGGAUGAGAAGCAGCGCCGUCGGGAGAAGAGUGAAUCAUCGCAGAUCGAGCCUCCAGAUUCUCAGGACCGAGGGCUUGUCACCUCUGCCGAAAGCGAGAAAUUCUUCAUGAAGAGGUUCAAAGAAAUUCUGAAGGAAAAUGAAUUCUCCAUGACUCAGUCGGGAUCUGUGGGUGAAGGAGACGAGUCGGCAAUGUUUCCUGUCGAACUCUCACUCCAUCCCGACGUCCUGACUCCCGAGGCGCUGCACUGUACUCCCGCCAACCUAGUGGAGGUCCACAAGGACACACAGCCAGACACCAAGAGGCACAGUGUUAAGGACUCUGAGGUGGCUAUUUUGGACGAGGAAGCCAUCCUGAGCCUGUUGGAGACCAGCCAGACUUUCCUUCCUUUGUCCCAGAGAAUUGUCCAGUCCCCCAUUCUUGAUACAAGCCAGGACCGAAGUAUGGUUGCCCUGCUGGCUGGGCUAGAGGAUGAUGGCUACCAGGCUGACCUGCCCAGGAAGUCUUCUCAACAGCAGCUGUCAGGGAGCAUACUCUCUCAUUACAACAGCGAUGAGGAGGAGGCGGCGCCCGAGCUCGAGAGGCAGGACACCGAGCUCAGUCUGAUGAUGUCGCAAAGAUGGGACAGUGACAUUCCGGGACAAUCCUCUAGACAGAGGCUCUCCAUGAAGGAAAUAAAUGACAGCUCUAGUGAGGAGCAGCAGGACUCUUCAGAUGAAGAGAUGGACUGGAGCAACAAUAACUCUCUUUUUGCCAACCUGUCCAUCCCUCAACUAGAUGGAGCUGCAGACGAAAACAGUGAUUCAUCACUGACUGACAAAGGCUCCAGAACUCACUCGUCUCUAACAGCCACUGACAAGAUGUUGGGAAAAAGGAACCCGUUCCCAAGUGAAACUGUCCAUUUGGAGCCCCCAUCCUCUGCCAAAAUCCUGCUGGAGUGCAAACACCCCGAGCACAGACAGACCCUCUCCUUGGACAAGGAGGAACCGGCAGACAAGCACUUCCUCUCCAAAGGCACCAUCAGCCCAGAGAGCAAGGCUGGCUCAGCUGGGCUCAAGAUGAACAAGGAGAGUCCCUACAUCCAGCCAGUUAAACACCCUAUUCCCUGUAGCAUCACAAAUAAGACUGACAUUUCCCCAAUGGGUGCUGACGAAAUGGACGUGCACCCUCUCUACACUUACGAAAAGAAAGCAAUCUCCCUUAACAAGCCUGACCCUGACGGCUUGCCCUUUGGAAAUGGGAAAAUUACACAGAGCAGGAAAAAGUACAGCAGUAUUAAAAAUGUGGAAAAGAAUCGCCUAUCCAUUCUACAAAAUCACCGGAGUUUUUCGCUCUGCUACUCAGAGCUGAGAAACUGUCCUACCAAGGUGGAACUGGAGCUGUCGCAGAAAGAGGGAAAAGGCCCUCUGCAGAGGAACCUCAAUUCAGCACCAAGCCCCAUGGAAGAAGAUGACCCAUUGGCUCCUCAGGAAGGUGAAACAGGAAGGAACAGUGAAGAAGGGGACAUGGGAGAGCUGAAGAUCAGGUACGAGGACUAUCAGGAGAACAAAACCGAGAGGACAAUAGUUGCUCAGCAGGAGGCACACUAUAAGUUUUUCCCCAGUGUUAUUCUCUCAAAUUGCCUCAACAGGCCUGCCAAAAAGUGCAUGGGCAAUAAGCCUGUAGAUGGUAGCAACAAGCUUGAGCAGGAGAAACGGAGAUCAAGACUGAAACUGGGCAAAAAAAGGGCUGGUUCAGCCAGCCAAAAGUCCAAGUUGGCUCCUGAGGAGGACACGGGUUCUGUGAGCCCGGAUGGAGCAGCCUUCACAUCCAUAAAUGACAAGAGUGAGGAAAAGGAGAAGGUAGAGAUGGGACCUUUUCCAGAGCCAAUUCGAGAUCUCCCUGCUCCUUGUGGCUCUGUUGUUCCAUCUGUUGAAGAAAGACUCUUACCCCCCAUUGAUCCCCCUUCUAAGGUUGGACACUCAAAACCCUCUGGACCACCAGGCAGCAAGUACACGCUAAGGGCAAAGCGCAAGAUGAGCUACGACAGCGAAGAUGGAGAGGCUUCAGGGGGCUCUCACCACGUUAAGCCUGCCCUGACCUUAAGAGAUGAUUAUUUGCUGAGUGGUCAUGAGUACAAGUAUCAAAAACGACGAAAGAUGUCAAAAAAGGAACCUCCUAUUAUCAUUAAGUACAUCAUCAUCAACAGGUUCAAAGGACAGAAGAACAUGUUAGUGAAGAUGGCCAAGGUAAGUGCAGAUGAACAGCGAGUGACACUGACACCAGGAAGGCUGGAGCUUUACAAAAAACUUGCUCCACUAAAGGAAUUUUGGCCCAAGGUACCGGAGUCGAAUGCUGUCAAAUAUCCAUUAGUUGAGCCAAAGGCAAAGAAGCACCCAAAGCGUAAAGCCAAGGUUAAUGCCACAUCCAAGAAAACAAUCUGCAGCCCUCCCAAAGCCGGAUGUCGGCAAGGAUUUAGAAUUAAAAGGACUAAAGGCAGUAAGAAGCCAUUAACUUUGCCUACUCUGCCACUUCCGACACCGAGUUACAAUGAACACACUGAUGAUUAUUCUUCAGAGUACACUGAUGUGAUGGUUCAGCUUGGUUAUCUGUCUGACAGAGCUCCCAGCCCUACAUGUUCAACACCACCUCGGUGUUGGUCUCCCAGUGGUCCCCAAAUGGACACAAUCUCUGCUGAUCAGUUAAUAAACCCAUUAAAUGACCCAUGUCUUAGCUCCACAUUUCAGGAAACAAGCACAGAGUCAUUAGGCAAAGGGAUUCGCAACAGAGGCCGCUCAAGCAAAUGCAGAAAGGUGACCCAAACUAUCCCUAAAAGAAGGGCCAAGGCCGCAACUAUGAAUUUGGAAGAACAGUCUGUCAAGAAAGAGAGUGCAAAAAGAAAAACCUGUAAUGCGGCAGAAAGAAAGAAAAGUAAAGAUCCAGAUUCUAUACAGGAAUCUAGCCAGGGAAAUGCACAGUCAAUCCCUAAAACAACCAAGAAACCACGCAAGAAGAAACGGCAGGUUCAAGGGGCUGAAAAUCCACUCUCAAAUCAGGGGACUGAGAGCUCCCAGCCUCCACUUCCCAAGGAAGACCUGCCUCCCAUGGAAGAAUCAUCUGGAGACCUCCCUCCCUUUCAGCAGCCAAUGUCUGACAAAAAAUGCAAAGACGAUACUGACUCCCAGGGUGUCACUAGUUCUAUAAGUCAGCCCUUGCCAUUUGAUAUUGAACCAAAGCCAGAGACCUGCAAGACUUCCAUCUCUGAAAUGAGCCCAAGUCCCUGUGAUACACAUGGUGUUAAAAGGCAGCCUGACCUGCUUCAAGGCGGUGGCAUAGGCAAUACCCAUGACCCCACACUAGCUUGUAGUUCUCCAGCGACAUCAAAACCAUCAGAUGCUGGAAAAUCACAAAGCACUUGUUCGACACCUGUUGUAAAGAGCAUUGGCUUCCCAUGUUCUGUAAUCACAUACAGUAGGUCCAACUCAAAUACACAGGUGCAGAGUUCAAAUCUUGGUUCACAACAGAGCCCUAAUUCAAUUAUAAAGACUGAGACUGAGACCUCAUGCCAGAUUCCGUUGAGCUCUGAGGAAAGCCAGAAUUCCAUGCAGCCCUCUGAAUGCAAGACACCAGCAAAGGCCAAACGGCGUCAAUCAAAAAAGAAGGAAAAAGAAGACAUGGCAGUAUUGCAGUGUACAUCACUUAAGGCAAAGCCCCUGCCAAAACCCAAGUCUGGUGAGACACCGAAAACUGCCAAAGACUGUUCACCUCAACCAGCCCCCAGGAAUGGGGAGAGACUGCUACUUCCUGAGACUCCAUCUGGGCUUGCUGUCCUUAAAGAGCUUCUGCAGAAAAGGCAGCAGAAGGUUUCUGAGGGUGCAGGCACCUCUGAGGCAUCACCUAUUCUGGCUAAUCCAGCCAACAGUGCUCCAAAUCUAGAGAGCAAGCCUGCAAAAGCCAAAAGGGCUCCCUCCUCUACCCCUCGUAAGCCCAGGGCUCCUAAGGUGCAAGUCCCAAAGGAGAAAAAGCCUAAAAGUAGAAAGGGGAAAAAUUGCAAGCAAGAAGAACCAAUUAAGUCAGAACUUCCCCUGUCAGAUGAUAGCCCAGUGUUCCUUUCUGACCCUGGUUUCGAUAGUUGCUACUCUAUCGAAGACAGCUUGUCUCCAGAGCUCCCUCACAACUACAACUUUGAUAUCAACACUGUAGGCCAAACUGAAUUCUGCGGUCUCUACACAGGCAGCCAAUUUGUGUUGGCUGACAAGAACUUGCCCCAGAAGUUCCUCAGUGACAUAAUCCAGGAGCCUAUCCCAGCACUAGCUCGGGGAUUUGAGAGCCUGCCUGAGAGGGUCCUAGGCUUGGUGGACGAGCCACAAGGUGGAGCAGAAUGGCACAGAAUGGGUCCACUCAGUCCCGACCUCUUUGACAAAUCGGCAGAAACCAGAGACGGACUCCCAACUCACCUGUCAGCAUCUUUAUUGGACUCGGACAGUGGUCAAGAGCUUGCUGCUGCCAGGAUUAUGAGGAGCAGGGAAUGGGGGUCUUCCCUGAGCAAAGGUCAUGGUCUUAGUCAUUUUCAGGGUUUUCACUGUGAGAGAAGAGACUUGCUCUUUUCUUUUGAUCCCUUCCUUCCACUGCCAUUGAACUCCACGUCCUUCACAGAUAUCCUUAGUUCUCAUUGUGUGGAUCUAAUGGAAGGGAAUGAUGCAUUGACAACAACAACACCCAGCAGUUCACCUAGGUCAGUCAGCUCAUUGUCACAGGUUAAGAUGGGCAGUCAGUCCCAGAGAGGUGCAGGGGGUGCCCAUAUCCUGAAGCCCCUUAUGUCCCCCCCGAGCCGGGAUGAAAUCCUCACCACGCUCCUGGAUCUGGAUCUCUCAGAAACCACCUAUCAGGAGCCCUUCUGUAGUAAUCCUGCUGAUGUUCCAGGAAAACCCAGGGAGAUUGGUGGUCGCAGACUGGUGGUUGAGACCAGACUAGCUAAGGAGCUGACAGAGUUCUGUGGGGAUUUUUCCUCAGAAGGCCUGCAGUUCUGGAAGGCCGCCUUUUCUGCAAUGACACGUUCAGGGUCUCCAUCAGCGCCUGUAGUUUCGUGUAUGGAGUCCCUCAAGGGGCAGCCAGAUCUCAGUCCUGCCCCUGCCUCUGCCAGUGACCAGAAGGUGGUUCUGCUUCCCUGCAAAAGUGCGCCUAGCAGGGAAAGGGUGCAGCUGUGGCUACAGGCCAAGAGGGAGUUUGAGCGUCCUCAGAGGGAGCAUGCACAUGCUGGUGAAGAGAUGAGGGGCCACUUGGACUGGGAUGGACAUCAGAAUGUGGGUGGAACUGUGGCCUCGACAGAAAAAUUUGAAAGGGCAUGUGAUCAGUUUGAGAGAACCAGCACGCAGGCCAUUAAGGAGAGGAGGCAAGAUAUUUGUCUGGUGGACAAGGCUGAAAGCUGCACUGGUGGGCCAAGGAUCCAUGUUGCGGACACCGGUGCGAGAGAGGAAGAGGAUGAAGAAGAGUUCUUUGGCAAAUCCAGUUCUCCAGACUCCCCAGUUCUGCCGCCCUGGCAACAAACAGUUUGGCAGAGUCCUGGGGAGGUGAAAGAAUCAGAACCAGACAUAGCAUCACCCAAGGUUGUUACUCCCAGUAGCCAGCCCUGUACCUCUCCAGAAAGGAGACCAGACAAGGAAUUCCUCAGCCCGUCACCUUUCUCUCUCUCAGCCCAGAGGGAGGAGAAAUCCCACCCCUUUCUCCUUCACAGCACCCCUGUCUACAGGAGGCGGAAAAGCAAAGUGGACCCUGAGGCCAACUGUAGCCCUCCCAUGACUGAAGAUAUAGAGUCCAAGUCCCCAAGAGUGCAGCAGCGAAGAGGGGGCCACACUGACACCUUGAGGAGAGUGCUGCUCACCACACAGAUGAAGAACCAAUUUGCUGCUUUGAAUGUUCCAAAGAAAGACGGCUCUCAAAUCGAAGGCCCGUCCAUCAGCAACUCUUAUGGUUUCAAAGUCAGCCUGCAGAAUCUCCAAGAUGCUAAAGCGCUGCACGAGGUGCAGUACCUGACCCUGAUGAGUAUGGAGCUCCAUGCAAGAACCCGACGGGAUCUGGAGCCCGACCCAGAGUUUGACCCUAUAUGUGCCUUAUUCUACUGCCUCCGCUCAGACGCGCCACUGCCUGACUCUGAUCAGACCCAGCUGACUGGGGCCAUUGUUGUGGACAAGGAUUGUCACAGCUGGGGGCAAGCCUGUGCAGGUUCCAGAAGUACAGCACCUCUACUGGUCAGAUCUGGAAUUACUGGUCUACAAGUCACCUACACCAUUGACGAAAAGCAUCUCUUUCAAGAAAUUGGCAACAUAAUGAGGAGGUUUGACCCAGACAUCCUGAUUGGGUACGAGGUACAGAUGCGAUCUUGGGGAUACCUCCUACAGCGGGCGUCUGCGCUGGGCGUGGACCUGUGCCAGCAGCUGUCAAGGGUGCCAGGCGACUCGAAAGAGAACCGAUUUUCAGCAGAAAGGGAUGAAUACGGCGCUGACACCAUGUCGGAAAUCAACAUCAUAGGCCGCAUCGUCAUCAACCUGUGGAGAAUAAUGAAAACGGAGGCGACGUUAAAUCACUACAGCUUUGAGAAUGUGGCCUUCCAUAUCCUUCACCAACGCUUCCCGCUCUAUAGCCCACGUACGCUCUCCGACUGGUUCGACCACACCACCGACCUGCACAGGUGGAAGAUGGUGGAUCACUAUGUCAGCCGUGUGUGUGGCACCAUGCAGCUGCUCCAACAGCAGGACAUCAUCGGGAGAACCAGCGAACUGGCCCGGGUAUUCGGCAUCCAGUUCUACCAUGUGCUGACCAGAGGGUCCCAGUACCGUGUGGAGUCGAUGAUGCUACGCAUCGCAAAGCCCAUGAACUACAUUGCGGUCACGCCCAGCACGCGGCAGAGGGCCCAGCAGAGGGCGCCCCAGUGCAUUCCGCUGAUCAUGGAGCCGGAGUCGCGCUUCUACAGCAACUCGGUGGUGGUGCUGGACUUCCAGUCCCUCUACCCCUCCAUCGUCAUCGCCUACAACUACUGCUACUCCACCUGCCUGGGUCACGUGGAGAGUCUGGGAACGCACGAUGAGUUCAAGUUUGGCUGCACCUCCCUGAGGGUCCCCCCUGACCUCCUGUACCAGCUGCGCAAUGAUAUCACCGUGUCGCCCAAUGGUGUCGCCUACGUCAAGUCGUCCGUGCGCAAAGGGGUCCUGCCCAGUAUGCUGGAGGAGAUCCUGAAGACCAGGAUCAUGGUUAAACAGUCCAUGAAGGCCUACAAGCACGACAAGGCCCUCAGUCGCCUGCUGCACGCCAGGCAGCUGGGGCUCAAGCUCAUCGCCAAUGUCACCUUCGGCUACACAGCUGCCAACUUCUCCGGCCGGAUGCCCAGUGUGGAGGUCGGCGACAGUAUUGUUCACAAAGCCAGGGAGACCCUGGAGAGAGCCAUAAAGCUGGUCAACGACACUAAGAAGUGGGGUGCUCAUGUUGUGUAUGGUGACACGGACAGCAUGUUUGUCCUGCUGAAGGGAGCCACCAAAGAGCAGGCCUUCAAAAUCGGGAAUGAGAUCGCUGAGGCAGUGACGGCCACCAACCCCAAGCCGGUAAAGCUCAAGUUUGAGAAGGUGUAUCUGCCCAGCAUUCUGCAGACAAAGAAGAGGUACGUGGGCUACAUGUAUGAGAGCCUGGACCAGAAGGACCCUGUGUUUGAUGCCAAGGGGAUUGAGACGGUGCGCAGAGACGGCUGCCCUGCUGUUUCCAAGAUCCUGGAGCGCUCCAUCAAGCUGCUGUUUGAGACGCGAGACAUCAGCCAGGUCAAGCAGUACGUCCAGCGGCAGUGCGUGAAGAUCCUAGAGGCCAAGGCCAGCAUGCAAGACCUCACCUUCGCCAAGGAGUACCGGGGCAGCAACUCCUACCGGCCUGGGGCCUGCGUCCCAGCUCUGGAGCUCACCAGGCGAAUGCUGACAUAUGACAGGCGUUUGGAGCCACGGGUGGGAGAGCGGGUGCCCUAUGUCAUCGUGUACGGAACGCCGGGCGUGCCCCUGAUCCAGCUGGUACGCCGCCCCAUGGAGGUGCUCCAGGACCCCAGCCUGCGGCUCAACGCCACCUACUACAUCACCAAGCAGAUCCUGCCCCCCCUGAGUCGAGUCUUUGCCCUCAUCGGGGUGGACGUUUUCAGCUGGUACCAGGAGCUGCCGAGGAUACAGAAGGCGCACUCGACAGCGGGCGGAGGGGAGGACGUGGGGAGGAAGGGAACCAUCUCUCAGUAUUUCACCACCCUGCACUGCCCCGUGUGCGACGAGCUGACCCAGCUGGGCGUGUGCGAGCGCUGCCGGGCGGAGCCCCAGCGCGUGGCCGUCACCCUGCAGCAGGACCUGCGGCAGCUGGAGAGCCAGCAGGAGCAGCUGCUGAGGAUUUGCAGGAACUGUAGCGGGGGUGCCGAACGCCAGGUUCCAUGCGUGUCCCUGGACUGCCCGGUUCUGUACAAGCUGUCCCGGGUCACCCGCCAGCUCUCCAAGGGCCCCUACCUCCGGCAACUCUUGGACCAGUUCUGACCAACCGGAACUGCCUCGCACGCAGAGCUACAUUGGUGCUAAACGCUGUUUUUAAUUCAGCUGCUUUUGCGUGUCGUUUUUUUUUUUUUUUUUCUCAUUUUUUUAAAUGGUGCUUUGAUUAAACCCUGUCGAUUUACCAUUUCGUCCUGUUGCUAUUUGUUAUACAAGUGUUUCAAGCAAGCUGGAGGUUGCUGGAUUUGGCCUCCAGUGAAAAAGUGUUUUUCAGAGCUUGUGUUGUCCUCAUUCCCAUUCGCUGCAUUGUUAUUAGCUGCUAUUGGUUGUAAGUGAAUCUGUGUUUUCUCCGGACAAUGAGCUUGAAUUGCGGUCGGAUUCGCUCCGUCAAUGUGGCGUUUUGAGCGGUCCGAUCAGAGGACUCUUCUACGAUCACAACUAUUUCAUGAGCGCUGUAGCAAUUUGUAAAUGCUGGACUUUGAAGUCCAACCGAUUUUUCCCUAGGGGGCCCCCUCCGGCUCACCAGGGCAACGAAUUAAACCACUGUUUAAAUUCAACUCUUUUUAUAUUAAAAUAAAAUCUUUUUGUAAAUAGAAAUUAUUUCCUUGUAAAGUGGCCGCAAUUUCUCAGUGUGCACCAGAAUUUGCAAACAGUUCUAAUGAUAAUGGGGGGGAAAAAAUGAAACUUGUUUUUAUUAAUUCUGUUUCAGGGUGCCAUGUGCUUUGUCUCCAUAUUUUCCCUGCCUUGAAAAGGAUGUUUUUAUUUAAGUAUGUUUUCUGCAAAGAAUAGUCCUUAAACUCUGAGCCUCCAGGAAACUGGGAGGGGAUUGGGAGUGCAGAAACUAUUACCUACGUGUCAGAGUUUUUAAACUUCUGGGACUGUUGCAAUACUGUAUUUUGAUAAUUUAUGGCGAGAGUAUAUAUUAUUUCCUUGUGCAGAUUUGUUUUUUACACACAUUUCUAAUGCUUUCUCUAUGCUCAACGGUAUAUGUUCCUUUACCUAUGUAAAGACUGAUUCUAUAAUUUCCCAAACAAUUGUACACAAGAUCUGUGUAUUUGUAUAGUUGUAAAAAAAAAAAUCUGAAGGAAGUGUGUUUUUUCUUUUUGUUUUUUGCUUUUUUGUUUUUAAUGGACAUUUCUGUGGGUGGAGGUUAAAGAUUGAUAUAAUAAAACUAAAUGUAUGAAAAUA